AUGAUAAACCAGGAUAUAAGGAUACACCAGGAGAUAAAGAUAAACCAGGAUAUAAAGGAGAGGGGAAGACACAAGCAGGACAAGAAGGACAAGCAGGACAAGAAGGACAAGCAGGAUAAGAAGGACAAGCAGGACAAGCAGGACAAGCAGGACAAGCAGGACAAGCAGGACAAGCAGGAUAAACAGGACAAGCAGGACAAGCAGGAAAAGCAGGACAAGCAGGACAAGCAGGAUAAACAGGACAAGCAGGACAAGCAGGAAAAGCAGGACAAACAGGACAAACAGGACAAGCAGGACAAGCAGGACAAACAGGACAAACAGGACAAACAGGACAAACAGGACAAGCAGGACAAGCAGGACAAUCAGGUCAAGUAG
Molecule: messenger RNA, 375 nt
Organism: Eurytemora carolleeae
Lineage: Eukaryota; Metazoa; Arthropoda; Copepoda; Calanoida; Temoridae
Product: protein PXR1-like
Exons: 2
Coding region: 1-375 (124 amino acids)
Source: RefSeq, a predicted model, not a curated record